AUGAGGCAGGCUGGGGCUUAUUCGGGGAUUUUAUCUGGGGGAGGGAUAUCAGGGCGAACCGGGCCCCAUUUGUUGCCGUUGGCAAGGAUCAAAAAGAUUAUGAAGAAAUCGAGUGUGGAUGUAAAGAUGAUAUCAGGAGAGGCACCGCUUGUGUUUUCAAAAGCUUGUGAGCUUUUCAUCGAGGAGUUGACCAAGAGAUCUUGGAACAUGACCAUCCAAGGCAAGAGACGAACCGUACACAAAGAAGACGUUGCGUCUGCUGUGGUUACGACCGACGUUUUUGAUUUUCUGAUAGAUUUGGUUCAUCCGAACGCUUCUGACCAUCCCAGUCUGAAUGAAGAAUAUAUGGACAAGAAACAGUAG
Messenger RNA from Cynara cardunculus var. scolymus (artichoke), 363 nucleotides. Its product is annotated as nuclear transcription factor Y subunit C-3-like. Gene Ontology annotation, molecular function: protein heterodimerization activity; DNA-binding transcription activator activity, RNA polymerase II-specific. NCBI's taxonomy places the organism in Eukaryota, Viridiplantae, Streptophyta, Magnoliopsida, Asterales, Asteraceae. The transcript has a single exon. Gene Ontology annotation, cellular component: nucleus. Bases 1 to 363 code for a protein of 120 amino acids. The record is from RefSeq and is a predicted model, not a curated record. Gene Ontology annotation, biological process: regulation of DNA-templated transcription.